CAGCUGCUGGGUGCGAGAAGGCGGCGCGGCGGCGGGUCCGGAGAUGUCUUGGCGCCCGGGCGUCUCGGCGGAGUUUCUCUUCUAGCAUCAGGUGUGCGCGUCUAGGUCAGCAGCCAUGGGCUCUGUUGGAGCGGAUCGCUUCAAGGAUCUCAGCCCUGUGGUGACCCCUGAGGGGAAUGUGGUGAUGAGCUUCAGCUUCGACAGCUACCAGUUGGAGGAGGAGGAGCUCCAGGCAAAGGGGAACCAGGCAAAGGGGGUCCUUACCUUCAUGGAGCCAGCCUCUGAGGACCCUGAGCCGCAGGACCAAUACCAUGGGAUUUACUUUGCCAUGCUGCUGGCAGGAGUGGGCUUCCUCCUGCCCUAUAACAGCUUUAUCACUGACGUGGACUACCUGCAUCAUAAAUACCCAGGAACAUCCAUCGUGUUUGACAUGAGCCUCACCUACAUCCUGGUAGCCUUGGUUGCAGUCAUCCUGAACAACGCCCUGGUGGAGAUGCUGAGUCUGCACACCCGGAUCUCCGUGGGGUACCUGUUCGCCCUGGGUCCCCUUCUCUUCGUCAGCAUAUGCGACGUCUGGCUGGAGCUCUUCACCCGCCGGCAGGCAUAUGCCAUUAACCUCAUCGCAGUCGGGGUGGUGGCCUUCGGCUGCACAGUGCAGCAAUCCAGUUUCUAUGGCUACACCGGGAUGUUGCCCAAGCGCUACACUCAGGGGGUGAUGACUGGUGAGAGCACUGCUGGGGUCAUCAUCUCCCUGAGCCGCAUCUUCACCAAGCUCCUGCUGUCGGAUGAAAAGGAGAACACCAUCAUCUUCUUCUUCAUCUCCAUCGGCAUGGAGCUCAUGUGCUUCAUCCUCCACUUGCUGGUGAAGCGCACACACUUUGUCAGGUACUACACAGCCUGCUCCCGAGAGCGGGGCCCUGAUGGCAAAGGGGUGCCGGACCGGGGGACUGGAUACAGGGUGCACCACGAUGUCACUACAGAGGACGUCCGAUUUGAGAACCGGCCUCGUGGGCUGGCCGGCUCCCCGACAGGCAGCCUGGGGCACGAAACCGAGCUGGCCGGCAGUGGGACCUACAUGAGGUUUGAUGUCCCACGACCAAAAAUCAAAAGGACCUGGCCCAGCUUCAGAGACAUGAUGCUCCACCGCUACGUCGUGUUCAGGGUGAUCUGGGCCUACAUGCUCUCCAUAGCCAUGACCUACUUCAUCACUCUGUGCCUCUUUCCUGGGUUGGAGUCGGAGAUCCGCAACUGCACUCUUGGGGAGUGGCUCCCCAUCUUAAUCAUGGCUAUCUUCAACCUCUCCGACUUCGUAGGCAAGAUCCUGGCUGCCCUGCCCUAUGACUGGAGAGGGACCCACCUCCUCAUCUACUCCUGCCUCAGAGUGAUUUUCAUCCCUCUCUUCAUCAUGUGUGUGUACCCUAACGGGAAGCCGGCUUUUGGGCACCCUGCAUGGCCCUGCAUCUUCUCCCUCCUCAUGGGCAUCACCAAUGGGUACUUUGGCAGCGUCCCCAUGAUCCUUGCUGCUGGCAAAGUGGGCCCCGAACAGCGAGAACUGGCAGGUAACACCAUGACAGUGUCCUACAUGACCGGCUUGACUCUGGGCUCUGCGGUUGCCUACUUUGCCUAUACCCUCACCAGCACGUCUCGCAGUUCCUGCUUCCACACCCAAACCUACAACAGCUCUUUCACGGCAGGGUACUGAGCGGGCAACGUGGCGGGGGCCGCACGAGCUCUGUGACUGGUGGGUUUAUGGGCGUGAGAGCAAAGGGAGCAGCAGAUUCUUGGCCUGGGAAGGAGAGAGGAAUGGGGAUGAACUGCCUUGCAUCUAAUCAGUCAGUUUCCGCCCUGCCCUUCCCACUCGAAAUGGGAUCCCUGAAGCACUUAACGCCCUGAGAUGGAGUGACCUGCAGGUGUCUGAGAUGGUGAUGGGCUCCUGUUAAGCAGAACCCAAUGCACAUCUGCACCAGGUUCAAGGAAGGGAAGGGAAAACACCAAACCUGGAAAGCAGCCCCUCAAGCCAGGAGUGAAGUUGGCCUCCAAAGCAGUGCAGAAGGGUUUGGGGGGGCCAUGCAGAUCCCAACAUUUAGUGCCUGCCCCUGGCUGUGCUGAAGCAAGCACUGUCUAGGCCUAGCUCCAUCUCCAUCAGCGGCACCCUGCCCUGGUCUCAGGGGGCACGGGAUAGCAGGUCAGAACUUCACAGAGCCAGCAGGUGGGCACUAGAGGGGAGUGGGCUAGCAUGUGCCUGGUGUAACCCCACUCAACACUGUGGCAUUAAACCAGGGAUAAGGUUGGUCCUACACAGUGGCAUGUCCAUCUUCAGGUUACUUUCACUCAUGGUGGCCCGCUUGGGCUUGGGCAGGCUUUGCACUGGUGGUACCUGGAGAAUGUGUACACGGCCAACCG
This is a messenger RNA of Gavialis gangeticus (Gharial), 2403 nucleotides long. RefSeq names its product solute carrier family 29 member 4 (gene SLC29A4). Gene Ontology annotation, biological process: nucleoside transmembrane transport. Bases 116 to 1702 code for a protein of 528 amino acids. The transcript is spliced from 11 exons. The record is from RefSeq and is a predicted model, not a curated record. Gene Ontology annotation, cellular component: plasma membrane. Gene Ontology annotation, molecular function: monoamine transmembrane transporter activity; nucleoside transmembrane transporter activity. Lineage: Eukaryota; Metazoa; Chordata; Crocodylia; Gavialidae.